CAUCAGUGUUGAUAGAGGCUGAUAGCUGUUAAGAAGACAGAGAUGGAGCCUGUGAUCUUUUGGUUUCUCCAAGCGACCAUCUGUACAACCAAUGUGAUACACGUCAACUCCUUCUCGAACGUGGCUUUACACAAGCCAGCAAGUCAGGACUCCUUCCGUGAACCGUUUCCACCAUCUGCAGCUGUGGAUGGAGAUGAUACUACUUUCAUUCACUCGGACAGGGCAGUACCCUAUCACUGGUGGGAAGUGGAUCUCCUUAACUCCUACACUAUACCCAAUGUCACCAUCACCAGCAGAGAUUGCUGUGGUAGCCGAUUCCGUAACUUUACAAUUGACCUCACAUCUGAUCACCUGCCCUCAGCACAAGUCACGCGACUUUGUCACUACUACCCGGGAAGUUUUACCCAAUUCGCAACCCGCACCAUAGCAUGUGAUGAGACAUUUACAGCACGAAAGGUCAAGGUCACUACAGAUUCAUCUGACGGGCGACCUCUUGAUAUAAGCGAGGUCAAGGUCAAAGGUCUUCACGUGUGUGGAAAUCACUGGCUGCAAUUUACAUUGAAUGCUGACACAAAACGCUCGGAAGCCCCACUACACCAGGUCCAGGUGGAAUCCACACUGGCAUGUGCCCAACGCUGCCGGGAAGAUAUAGAUUGUGACGCCUUUCAGACACUGGCGUCAUCUAGUAAUGUGACCUGUCAACUGUUUGUUGGUAGAUCUGGUGACACUGUCAGUGAUGCUAAUUGGAAGUAUUACAGUUUUUCAGGAUAAAAACACUUAGUGAACCCUCUUGGUUAUUAUCUCCCGCCACGUAGUGGAAAGGGGAUAUAGGAAUGGGUACUGUCCGAUCGUCCUUCCGUCCUUCCGUCCAUCUGUCGCGUUUCCGGAGCAGAAUUAAAAAAAACAUUGAGAGAUAUCUUUACCAAACUUGGCACAUAGAUAGGUCUAGCGGUGAACUGGUGCCUUUUGAUAGUUUUGGAUUUAGGCUGAAAACACCGGUAGUGUUUCGUUUCUUGAAAACCUUACAAUAUUUCUUGCCUUGCAACACUACCAGACAUGUCAUAAUGGCGGGGGAUAUGAAUAUUUCAUGCUUGUUGAUUGUGGGGUUACACAUUUUAGUAUAUAACAUCACUAACUGACCUUAGCUUUUUUAAGUAAUUUCUUUUUGAAUUUCGAGGUAGAAUCUAGCAUUCUGUUUCUACGAAGAUUUCAAAUAUCGUCAUGCGACUGCUAAAGAUGUUUUACCAGGGUUACAACAUUCAAACCUCAGUAAAGCUUUCAAACAGUUUUGUGGUAGACAUGUGGAGACAUUUUAAAAUUUGAUGCAUUAGUGAAUGCAAUUCACUAAUAUGUUCCCGUGUUAUUUCAGGUGAACAAUUGACUUGCCUUUCUAUGUAUGUGUUUGCCACCGGGAGCCACCGGAUGAUUAUCAUUUCUUGAACACCUGGUAUCAUCACUAUUUGAUAGUGAUUCAUAAUACAUGUAGCAUGGCACUUUAGUGAGAGAUGGUGUUUGACAGGAGUUUAUGUAAAGUUUUUUGUAUUCCCUGAGUUAAAAAGGUGAACAUAUAUACAUACACUCCGGAUGAGACUCAACCCCAAAAAGUACGAGAAUCUGUACUUUACUCAGAAAGUGUUAUGCCAAAUAUAACAUUUGUUGCAUUUGACCACUUUCUAAAUGGCAUUGUGUCUUUAUAUACAUACAUAAUCACAGUGCUUUAAACCACUUAGAUAGCGGAGCUCGGUUGACGACCAUGGACAUGAGCACAUAGUCAUGUCAGCUGCCUAUCAUUAACCUUAGAGUGUGGCUGGCUGGCCACUGAAGCUGGACAUUGUGAACACGGUGCGGGAUAAUGUAGAUUGACGAUGUAACGUAACACGGCAGUGGCAGUCUGGCAGUGAUUCUCCUGAGUGUUAAACAUAGAAUGCUUUCUGUAAGUCGGAACUUGACCCUCAGACAGACUUGUCCUGCAUGUUGGCAGGACGCCUCCAAGAUAUCGUCUGGUCAUACCUGUCUUGCUACCAUUAUGUAAGCAUGGAUAAGAUGUAUGGAUGAACAACUUCUUUAUUACAAUGAGGAGCGACUUUUCGGUGUAGGCUCUAACACCGUUAAUAAACAAGUUCAUCCUUUUAUCUUAUCCUUACUUAGUACUCCAACUUCUAAAUGCCUCUCAAAGAUGUUAACAUUAUGUACCUGUAUUUGUUAAAUUACGAAUAAAGUGUU
Haliotis rufescens (red abalone) is the source of this 2223-nucleotide messenger RNA. RefSeq lists its product as uncharacterized. Bases 43 to 771 code for a protein of 242 amino acids. The transcript has 4 exons. Lineage: Eukaryota; Metazoa; Mollusca; Gastropoda; Lepetellida; Haliotidae. The record is from RefSeq and is a predicted model, not a curated record.